AUGGGAUUCGGUAUCAGAAUCAGCGUGGGUCAAGUAGUGCGGUUGUCCAUUGCCGAUCUGUUUAUUUUUGCUUGUAUCUCGAUACUAGUAAAAUUGUUUAUUUUUACAGACACCGUUCGCGAGUUCCAAGAUACAUGGGCUGAUGUUCAGAGACCUUUAGAGAAUGCAAUAGUUUCUGCCUUGAAAGAAAGCUACGGAUACCGGGGCAUGAACGUUUUCGUUCGCAAGACCAGGGAUCCUCAUUCGAUCGCCACUGGCUACUACCACAACGAUAUUCAGGUUCGGUUAUUGCUCUCCAACUUAGAUUUGGAAAACCUUCCGUACCUAUGGAUGCCCCAAGUGACCUUUCUUCUGCCGGACAACGUUCUCAAAAUAAACGCAUCGUUGAGCAAAAUGAUCGUGCAUUGUAAAUAUACGGUGUUUAGGAAUACAACAGAUAUGAUUUACGACGCGAACGAGCAAGACUCCAAUCUGAACUCCCCGUUUAGAUUCCAGCAGGUACAGAACACGGGGGAUCUGGCAAUAUCAAUAGAAGCAUGUGUGUUAUCCGGUUUCGUUAUGACACUGUUGGACGGUCCAUCCGUGAACCUCGGGAUAUCUUCUCUAGAAUUAUCGAAGUGCCGUUUUUCUUUUGAGAUUUAUAAACAAGGCUUAGGAACGCCUCCGGUCCUCGCUAAUUAUGACCUAACAAACGAUGGGUUAAACAUUCUGAAUUUGCUGACGGUUCCACUACGAGAAGAAUUGAUGCCAAAGCUACAGGCCGCCAUGUUCAGUUAUGUUAAUACUACAGCGAUAUUCGGCGAUCAUUUAGCGAAUAUUCGGUAA
Bombyx mandarina (wild silkworm) is the source of this 825-nucleotide messenger RNA. RefSeq lists its product as uncharacterized. NCBI's taxonomy places the organism in Eukaryota, Metazoa, Arthropoda, Insecta, Lepidoptera, Bombycidae. The record is from RefSeq and is a predicted model, not a curated record.